This is a messenger RNA of Camelina sativa (false flax), 1443 nucleotides long. Its product is annotated as lysine histidine transporter-like 1. NCBI's taxonomy places the organism in Eukaryota, Viridiplantae, Streptophyta, Magnoliopsida, Brassicales, Brassicaceae. The record is from RefSeq and is a predicted model, not a curated record.
UCCGUCAUUUAUGAGAUUACUAGAGAACCAAAGUGGUAGAGUUAUUACAAUUGUCUGGAAAAAUGUAUAUUCAGAUGACUGACGGAGUUCCUCCUCCACCGGAGCAAAGUUCGUUAGACCACCGGAUCGACGACCUUGAUAGACAGAAAGAGAUCGACGAUUGGCUUCCGAUAACUUCAUCGAGAAACGCGAAAUGGUGGUACUCCACGUUUCACAAUGUGACUGCCAUGGUUGGAGCCGGCGUCCUUGGUCUCCCUUACUCCAUGGCCCAGCUCGGAUGGGGACCAGGCAUAACAGUGUUGAUACUAUCAUGGGUAAUAACACUCUACACAUUAUGGCAAAUGGUGGAGAUGCACGAGAUGGUUCCUGGAAAGCGCUUUGACCGUUACCACGAACUUGGCCAGUUUGCGUUCGGCGAACGUCUUGGCCUUUAUAUCAUUGUUCCUCAGCAAAUCGUUGUCGAAGUUGGAGUGUGCAUAGUUUAUAUGGUAACCGGAGGACAAUCAUUGAAGAAGUUUCAUGAACUCGUCUGUCAAGAUUGCUCACCAAUCAGACUUUCUUUCUUCGUGAUGAUAUUUGCUUCUUCUCAUUUCGUUUUAUCUCAUCUUCCAAACUUCAAUUCCAUCUCGGGUAUCUCUCUUGUCGCCGCCAUCAUGUCUCUUAGUUAUUCGACAAUUGCUUGGACAGCAACAGCCGCCAAGGGCGUUCAAGAAGAUGUUCAAUAUGGUUACAAAUCAGGCACGCCCGCAUCAACAGUCUUAAGUUUCUUUACGGGGCUUGGGGGCAUUGCGUUUGCUUAUGCAGGUCACAAUGUGGUCCUUGAGAUCCAAGCAACGAUACCUUCUACUCCAAAUAAACCUUCGAAAGGUCCUAUGUGGAGAGGGGUCGUGGUGGCUUACGUGGUCGUGGCCUUGUGUUAUUUCCCGGUUGCUUUGGUUGGAUACGGCGUUUUUGGAAACGCUGUUUUGGAUAACGUUUUGAUGUCGCUUGAAACGCCCGUUUGGGCCAUCGCAGCCGCUAACUUGUUCGUCGUCAUGCAUGUCAUUGGUAGUUACCAGAUAUUCGCAAUGCCGGUUUUCGACAUGGUGGAGACAUUUCUGGUUAAGAAACUGAAUUUCAAACCAUCUACAAUUCUUCGUUUCAUUGUACGAAAUGUUUAUGUUGCUUUAACGAUGUUCAUUGCGAUAAUGAUACCGUUCUUUGGUGGCCUUCUCGCUUUCUUUGGAGGAUUCGCGUUUGCUCCGACAACGUAUUUCCUUCCUUGCAUAAUGUGGCUGAUAAUCUAUAAACCAAAGAGGUUUAGCCUGUCUUGGUGGACAAAUUGGGUAUGUAUAGUGCUUGGAGUUAUUCUGAUGAUCUUAUCAUCGAUAGGGGGAUUAAGGCAAAUCAUUAUUCAAUCCAAAGAUUACACUUUCUUCUCUUGAUUAAUUUUUCCCAUAAUAA